UUCUUUCGUGUUAUAAUUCCAUCGAGAGGGUGAAAUUCCAACAACGGGUGAAAAACUAGUUUCGCGUAAUUGUGGUUUUAUACAGUCAUCGUCUCGGCCACUACAAGCCGCCGUUUUCGUCUCGUCGUCGUGACAUCGGACAAGGAUCAAUUAACGUACGGGUUAUCGUAACCAACUCCGAUCAUGGGGAAUAUAUUUGCAACGUUAUUCAAAGGCCUCUUUGGCAAAAAGGAGAUGAGGAUCCUGAUGGUGGGACUCGACGCUGCUGGUAAAACCACAAUACUGUACAAAUUAAAAUUAGGCGAAAUCGUCACGACAAUUCCCACUAUAGGCUUCAAUGUAGAGACGGUCGAGUAUAAGAAUAUUAGUUUUACGGUGUGGGACGUCGGCGGUCAGGACAAAAUCAGGCCCCUGUGGCGACAUUACUUCCAAAACACCCAAGGACUGAUAUUCGUAGUGGACAGUAACGACAGAGAACGCAUAGGCGAAGCGCGCGAAGAACUCAUGCGGAUGCUGGGAGAGGACGAGCUCAGAGACGCGGUACUACUAAUCUUUGCUAACAAACAAGAUCUGCCAAACGCUAUGAACGCAGCGGAAAUAACCGAUAAAUUAGGCCUGCACUCGUUACGCAAUCGUAAUUGGUACAUACAAGCAACGUGCGCCACGAGUGGUGACGGUCUCUACGAGGGUCUCGAUUGGCUCUCAAACCAGUUGAAAAAUGCAAAUCGCUAAUCCGACAGUCGCCCCGUCGACACUCAGUUGCUAUAAUAACAUCGAUACACAAAAUGAGAGGAGAAUAAAGUUAAAACACACACACACACAACUGCUAAAAAUGUUGAAUAAUGAACGUAAAGAGAGGAUGGGCAACAACGGGAAUUGGGGGUGAAUGUUUCAUAAGGCGAACAUCAAACCUAUCCUCCCCCCGCCGACCGUUUAUCGAUCGACGAUCGGGUGAAAAAAAUUUUCGAAAAACUCGCGCCGGCUGGCGCGAUUCGAGUAUCCGAUCUCUGCUACCUCGUUUGAUUCGUUGACAAUUACGAACGAAAACAAUACUAAAAGAAAAAACAUCGAAGACUAAGCGCUCGGUUUUGUGUUUUAGCUUGGCCCGGGGGAGGAUAGAUUUAUUCGAUAGAGCGCGAUUUAUUAUUUCCGAAAUGAGCAAAUUAAUAUGGAAAAUGGAGGAAAAAUCAUUUUGAAUACGAGUAUCCGUGUUAACCGUGAAAUAAUGAGGAGGCAGAAGAGGGAGAGAGGUAAGCGACAGAGCAAAAAAAAUAACAUAAAUUAAAAUGAAAGACGCGAGAGCGAGAGUGGCCGCUAGCACACGAGUGGACGGUCACACAGGACUAUUGCUUCGUGCAACUUAUUAUUAUAUUAUUAUUAUUAUUAUUAUUAUUAUUAUAUUAUAUUAGCAUUAUAGUUACACUUUUUACACAGAGAAAGAUACCACGAAUGGAAGUGAAGAUAAAGACAACAAACUUGAAGAGUUCAUUGUAUUAAAGUACCUAAAUCCGAAACAUAACGAUAGAGCGUUGACCGAUUCAACAAACCGGGCGAAAUAUCAUUACCUCGUUGAGCAUAUGUGUGCGCCUCAGUGUGUGAAUGAUCGUGUAUGCGUGUAUGCGAGAGAGAAAGUGAUUAGGAAAAGAUACGAGGCCGUUUUGACGAAAUGGGCGACGACAAAACGUGUACGAGAAAAACGAUAAAAACUAUUGGAAAAAUAUAAACAGUAAUAUUAUAGAAAGGUCUCUGGUGCGGUUUGCAAAUGUGUUCUACAUGCCGAUUGUCAUAAUGUAGUUGCGUAUUGUACAUUACAUUAUAUAUAAAGACGGAAAAAAAAAAAUAGUGAGCGCUAAAUGAGGAAUCAAUUUUUCCCAUUGCACGGGAGACAGCCCGACGAAAUAUCGAUGACCAAACAUGCACACCGAGUCUACGAACCUAUCGGCCACUUUUGCGUCUCUUGUCCGUUUUCUGCUGACUGAUUUUGCAAUCGAAAUUACAAUAAAAAAUAGAGAAAAUGGGGGAAAAAAAUCGAUAACUCCGAUGAGAAAAUCGACGAGGAGCAAACUCUAAAAGAAGGAGGAGAGAGGGGGGGGGGGGGGGAAAGCUCAGUGACUCAAUCUCGCGCGUGCAUCGAAAAUCCCGUGCACACACCACAACUCGUCGUUGCGAUCUCUCGUAUCCUCGGUAUCGUCUACUUUCGUUUAAUCUUCUCAGUUUUUUAAUUUUUUAAUACAAUGUUUUUUUUUUGUGGAUUCUCAACGUUUUAGCAAGAGCGAAGAAAUGGCGUAGCCCAGUUCGAUGGAAUUUGGGGAGUGAUGACGAAUCUUUUUUAUCUGCCGCACUGGCCGGAUUCCCUUGACACGCGAGUCAAGCGUUAGUGAGUAAAAUAUCGACAUUCCGAAGGUAAAAUAAUUGCAAGUGCGUCCCUGUCCGUGCAUACGCGGGUGUUCCGUUGACACGCGGAUACACGUAUUACGACGAAGGAAGAUGAAACGCGUUGAUCGCAUCACCGGACGACGCGGGAUUCUUUUUUUCAUUAGAUCGAUCCGAAGAGCGGAGAUUACGGGGCAUUGAGAAGAGGAGACGAGGGAGAAAGAGAUUAAGACUGACGCGUUGCCCGAUUACAUACGAACGACGGAGAGGAACGCUCCUCGAAAACUACAGAACAAUCCAAGAAUCAGGCCACUCGCGUCGAACGUCCCUGUCCGCAGAGAUUCGUCAAGAAUAUUUGCAUUGCCCAACUGAUCCAGUUUAUCGCGAGCUCUCUCUCUCUCUCUCGCUCUCUUUCUCUCAAUCUCCAGCUCUCGCUCGAUCAAUUUUUUCCAUAAUGCUGAAACGAAAAAUUUGCGGGGAAAACAAAUGUCCCUGCGUCUUUUGCGAAAAAUUCGUAUAAUUAUGUAUGAAUGUUUAACAAUUUGUGAAAUAUACUGUAAUUGUGCUUUA
Molecule: messenger RNA, 2943 nt
Organism: Venturia canescens
Lineage: Eukaryota; Metazoa; Arthropoda; Insecta; Hymenoptera; Ichneumonidae
Gene: Arf79F
Product: ADP-ribosylation factor 1
Exons: 5
Coding region: 184-732 (182 amino acids)
Biological process (GO): vesicle-mediated transport; intracellular protein transport
Cellular component (GO): plasma membrane; cytoplasm
Molecular function (GO): GTP binding; GTPase activity
Source: RefSeq, a predicted model, not a curated record